Molecule: messenger RNA, 1665 nt
Organism: Closterium sp. Naga37s-1
Lineage: Eukaryota; Viridiplantae; Streptophyta; Zygnematophyceae; Desmidiales; Closteriaceae
Source: the annotation of a GenBank genome assembly
AUGCCACAGCGGGCCGCAGGCAUGUGUUGGCAGGUACAGGAUGGCAGCGCCCUGCCAGCGCUGCUGGGAAUUCCAACCGUGGGAUCGGCGGGGAUGGCGGAGGAGGAGGAGCUGGCGAUGGGGUCGGACGACGACGCCGACGCGGAGAGCCCCGACGAGAUUCUCGCCAAGAUCGACGACCGAUCGCAGCGCGUCGCCCACUUCCUGUCCGAGGGUCGAGUGCCAGAAGCGCUCAAGGCGGCUGUGAGCGACCCGCCCAUUGCCACGCGCGACCAGAAAUGCAAGGACGCCAACUGGGAGGUGGUGCAGCGGGCGCUGGUGGCGGUGGAGGACGUGGAUGGUGCCAUCGCAGGGCUCAAGUCCGAGGGGUGCGACACACUCAUGCGGUACCUGUACCGGGCACUGAGAGCAGGGGAUGCAGCGCUGUGUGCGCGGGCGCUGCGGGUGCAUGAGAAGCUGACGGAGAAGGCGGGGCUGGGCUGCAUCAUGCGCGUCAUGGCUGACCGCAAGCACACCGUAUUGCCCUCUCGCCGCCUUCCUAUCCCGUCUCACUCGUCCUCCCGUCUCACUCGUCCUCGCGCCGUCCGUCCCGACGUCGUCCCGUCGCCCGAAUUGUCGCCUCCAUCGACGUCGCCCUCGCUAUCUCCCGUCGCGGCCCUCCCCUCAGUUCGCGUCGCCACGCUAUCUCUCCCCUCCCCUCCCAUCGCCUUUCCUCUCCCGUCGCCUAUCCUCUCCCAUCGCCUUUCCUCUCCCGUCGCUUUUCCUCUCCCGUUGCCCUUCCUCUCCCGUCGCUUUUCUCUCCCGCCGCCCUUCCUUCUCUCCCGCUGCCCUUCCUUCUCUCCCGUCGCCCUUCUCUCCCGUCGCCUUUCUCUCCCGUCGCCCUUCUCUCCCGUUGCCCUUCUCUCCCGUCGCCUUUCUCUCCCGUCGCCCUUCCUACUCUCCCGUCGCCCUUCCUACUCUCUCGUCGCCCUUCCUACUCUCCCGUCGCCUUUCUCUCCCGUCGCUAUUCCUACUCUCCCGCCGCCCUUCCUCUCUCCCGUCGCCCUUCCUCUCUCCCGUCGCCUAUUCUCUCUCCCGCCGCUCUUCCUCCCUCCCGUCGCCGUUCCUCUCUCCCGUCACCCUUUCUUCCUCCCGUCUCCUAUCCUCUCUCCCGUCACCCGUCUUCUCUCCCGUCGCCCCUCCCCUCCCGUCUUCCUCUCUUCCGUCGCCAUCUCUCCCGCCCCAUCACCCACCUCGGCGCCUUCGCGCUCGCCCCGAAAUGCCUGCCCGUCGCCCUGUCGCCCCGUGAUCGUCGGCCCCUCUCGCUUUUCCCUCGCAGCGUCACUCUCCCCGUCACAUAUGCCCUCACUUUUUUCGUCGCUCCUCGCGACACCCUCAUCGCCGCCUUCCCAUUACCUACCUCGUUGCCCUCUCUCUCUCCCCAUCACCCAUUUUCUCUCCGUUCGUAUCACCCCCCUCCCGUCACCCUCACACUCUUCCCUCACAUCGUCCGUCACCAUCGCGUCACCCUUUCUCUCUCCCCUCACAUCACCCUCCUUGUCGCAAUCGCCCUCGCCUCAAAUCGCCCUUCCUCUCUCCCUUCGCAUCACCCACGUCGUAGCCCUGUCGCCCCCCAAAUCGUCCCGUCUCCCUCUCGUUCUCCCCUCCCAUUUCGUGGUCUGUUGA